This is a messenger RNA of Pocillopora verrucosa, 1045 nucleotides long. RefSeq names its product rhamnose-binding lectin. The record is from RefSeq and is a predicted model, not a curated record. Gene Ontology annotation, molecular function: carbohydrate binding. Lineage: Eukaryota; Metazoa; Cnidaria; Anthozoa; Scleractinia; Pocilloporidae.
AAACUUUCCAUCAGUCAAUUUUUAUAUUCUAUGGCACAGUUUUUGUAAGUCUAGUGCAUUGAGGGUCCUUUCGAUAACAUCUGAAUUCCGCGGAUAUGGCACGAAACAGAUGACCCUGGAAUAAACAGUUAGCUCGUUUUCAGUUCCCUCGCACCUUUUCCGAAUCAGGAAAGAAUCUAGGUACCAGUUUACAAGGACCAUAACUUCUUCGCCAAGUUACUUCUUUGUCCAUAAUAGGACAGAGUUUCAUCCUGUCGGCACUGCAAAAAUUUUCAGGCCUCAAGAGUCUCAAGGUUCGUUUCGGAAUAACGAUGUUACGUUUGCUGGUAAUUUUUCUUUUCCUGGCGGUGAACUUUUGUUGCACAGAGGGAUACUGGGACCGGACCUGUGAACGGAACACGAUGUACUUAAGCUGCAACCAUGGGGUGAUCGAUGUUCGAAGCGCAUGGUACGGACGCGACCGGUCGGGAGUUUGCUCGGAGAGGGGAAGUACAGAAAAUACAAACUGUUACACCGGUGCUACGAGUUACGUCAGUGGCGAAUGCGACGGGCGAUCAUACUGCAGCCUUUACGUUUCGAAUUCAGCUUUUGGAGAUCCGUGUGCUGGCACUGUGAAAUAUCUGACGGUCUCGUAUAGAUGUAAAACGGGAGGACGACAAAGACUGAAGAGAAUUUGCGAACGCAGCUGGGGUGACAUUCGUUGUUACGGCAGUGACAGAAUCGAUGUCCUAUCGGCGUUUUACGGCCGCAAGACGGGUGGACACGUCUGCUCAGGUUCGGUAUAUACUACAUCCUGCGAAACUUCAGCGUACAGUUAUGUGUAUCGGAACUGCGAUGGAGAUCAGAGUUGCAGUUUGCACGCACAUAACCACCACUUCGGUGAUCCUUGUCAGGGAACAUAUAAAUAUCUGGAGGUUCGAUACAGAUGCAAGUGAUCAAAAGCUUCAGCCACCCGCGAGAGACUGGACUCCACUAAUCAAGAAAUGAUCCAAUGUAGCUUGUAGAGUUUAUGUGAAAAGGAUCAUUAAACUUCACUUCAACUCCA